GGUUCUGAUGAUAGCAGCUCACAUGGAGCGGAUGGAACAGAUAAUGAGCAGGCUAAUUAAGCCCAACCCAGCCCCUGCUCGACCUGCUCCUGCGUCAUUCCCCCUCUUGCCUGCCCCGCCUACACCUGGUUACGCCCCACAGUUCCCUUACCCCGCUAAUCCAGCAGGAAAGGUUGAGUGUUUUAACUGCAAACAGCCUGGACACUUUGCCCGGGACUGUCCACAGCCGAAACGUAAUCAACCUCCACCAGCCGCGGCCCCUGUAGCUCUCAACCAAGGACGAGUGGCCGCACUGAUGGACACGGCCCAAGGAGGGGAACUUGUUGCAUAUGAGCAACCCUCCCCCUCAACGGCAAUUGCUUCAACCUCGGGAGCUUCUUCCUCUUCCGACGCUGCUGACGUGGUCGAUCCACUCGAGUACCUUCAUCUCGCCGGCAUGGUCGGAGCGAUCCGAUCGGCCCAUGAUGAUCUUGAAUGGGUCGACCGGGAAUCCAAUCCCGGUCCACAGUUUCGGACGGGAGAAAUUGAUGUAUUACGAGCGCUUAAGCAGCUGGAUAUCCGUGUUCCGAUCCCGGUGGGGUAUUUGCUCACCAUCUCCGAAGCUGCAAAUGAUAAGCUCCUGCAACAUUGCCAGAAAAACCAAAAGCGCUUCACGUACCAGCGAGUACAGCGAAUGUUGAAGAAGAAGGAAGGAGGCGAGGAGGUUGCACCACCUGAACUUGAAACAGGAGAACCCGAAGCAUCACGAGUAGCUGCGAUUUUGUUAGUAGAGAAGGAUCACUUCGUACGAGCUCGACCAGUGUUGUGGAAAAGCGCUGAGUGCGAUUGUGAAGUUUGGGGCAAACCAUUUAACGCCCUUAUCGAUACUGAAUCUUCCGCAGUGGCCAUAUCCUUAGAUACAAGCAUGGACUUUGACAUUCGUCACCGGAAACAUGAAAGGCAUGGGAAUGCGGACGGAUUAACACGACUGCACCGACCUGAGAAGGUUCCGAAGAAUGAGGAGGUGAUUCCGUGGAACGACCCAAAGAAGGAGAACGGACCUCGGUACGGCCAGGUGGAGAUCCUAUCAAAGGACCAUACGGCAUCAUCAAUCACGCUUUCUAUCCAAAGUCCGAAGGCGGAGGAGGUGGUGAUAGAAGAAGAGGAAAGUGACGACGACGAUGAGACAUCGGAAGAGGGAAGCUAUAACGAGUAUAGCGAGGGCGAACAGAGCGAAGAAGAAGAAGAAGAGGAAGAAGAAACAGGGUCUGAGUGGGCAGCCUUGCCGGAGGAAGCGACACGUACUGGCACGGAGGCGGAAGAUCCUGAGGCAGCACGCAAACGAAAAGAAAUUGCCACCGGGAAACGCCAGCUGGAGUUCGCCAGCGGAGCAAGCCUGCACAUCGGUGAUGAUCCGACCAAGGAUCCGGAGCCGCCGAAGCCUGAAGAUGGCGACCCAGCAGCCGCCACCCCAAGCACCUCACGAUGGAGACGAAGCCGAUCCUCCUCCCCCUCCAACCCCACCCGUCCCCCAGUUCGUCCACGUACCGAUGCGGGGGAUAGGCCUUCGUCCCCGGACAUUAUCCCGCCGUCCCCUUGAUUACCUCACCCUCGAGCAGAUCCAUACCCCCGUCACCUUCCCCCGCCACCCCUUCCAUCCCCAUCUCUUCAGUGAUUUCUACUCUACGCGCCUAAUCACUAC
Molecule: messenger RNA, 1681 nt
Organism: Chara braunii
Lineage: Eukaryota; Viridiplantae; Streptophyta; Charophyceae; Charales; Characeae
Source: the annotation of a GenBank genome assembly